UCAUUUCUUCGAGGGGGAACUAUGUUGACGAUGGGGUACUUCCGGGCACCCAAGCUGGGCGGGAGGAAGUCGUCUUCGCCGGAGAGGGACGGCCAGAGCCUGCGUUCGGCGCUGCUCGUCGACGGCGAGACUGCGUCGGUGCCCAAGGGGUACUUCGCGGUGUACGUGGGCGCUGAGGCGCGUCGGUUCGUGGUGCCCAUGAGCCUCCUCUGCCAGCCGGCCUUCCGGGCGCUCAUGGAGCUUGCCGCCGAGGAGUUCGGGUUCGGCCAGACCGGCGGGCUCCGCAUCCCAUGCCGCGAGGAGGACUUCGUCGCCACCGUCGCCGAGCUCCUUCCCGCGGCCGAGUCCAGGCAGCGCCGCUGGAGCGCCGCCGGGGGCAGGAGAAGCGCCUCAGUGAACUGGUGA
Messenger RNA from Lolium rigidum, 405 nucleotides. Its product is annotated as auxin-induced protein X10A-like. The transcript has a single exon. Lineage: Eukaryota; Viridiplantae; Streptophyta; Magnoliopsida; Poales; Poaceae. The record is from RefSeq and is a predicted model, not a curated record. The coding region runs from base 22 to 405 and encodes 127 amino acids. Gene Ontology annotation, biological process: response to auxin.